AUGGUCUCUGAACGAUACAUCCGGGAACGAUGCGAACGCGAGUAUGGUGAACUCCGCAACUUCGGAGGGAUUACCGACGAAGCGAAAUUCAGGUGGCGAGACAAAGGGGAACCAAAACCAUUUCUUUUCCCCAACCUUUGGGGCUGGCCGACGGGCGAUUAUGCGAUCUGGUUCGUCACAUCUGGAUCAGAUGAAACAGAUAUCCAGUACUUUUUGGACAACCGGGACGCUAUCCUCGAUCGCUAUUUGGAGCUCAUGGAAUUCCCCCAAGAAGAGAGGGUGUUCAUCAAGACGCGCUUAUUCAGGUGGCAUCGGCAUUUGCCCACAGGAGAAGAAUACGGUGUCCGCAGGCUACCUCCAGACGCCUGCUUGACGACGAGAUCCCUCCCUCAGUCUCCCAGCCUUGAGCAUGACCAACUGGAGUCUGAUUAG
This is a messenger RNA of Coprinopsis cinerea okayama7#130, 432 nucleotides long. RefSeq lists its product as hypothetical. The record is from RefSeq and is a predicted model, not a curated record. The coding region runs from base 1 to 432 and encodes 143 amino acids. NCBI's taxonomy places the organism in Eukaryota, Fungi, Basidiomycota, Agaricomycetes, Agaricales, Psathyrellaceae. The transcript is spliced from 2 exons.